Dermochelys coriacea (leatherback sea turtle) is the source of this 1066-nucleotide messenger RNA. It is a transcript of the gene DMAC2, whose product is annotated as distal membrane arm assembly component 2. The coding region runs from base 52 to 834 and encodes 260 amino acids. NCBI's taxonomy places the organism in Eukaryota, Metazoa, Chordata, Testudines, Dermochelyidae. Gene Ontology annotation, biological process: SCF-dependent proteasomal ubiquitin-dependent protein catabolic process. Gene Ontology annotation, cellular component: SCF ubiquitin ligase complex. The record is from RefSeq and is a predicted model, not a curated record. The transcript has 6 exons.
AGGGGCGGGGCGCUCCGCGGGCGGGGCUGGGAGUCACGUGGCUGAUCCAAGAUGGCGGCGUCCAGGGCGCUCCAGCAAUGCAGGGCUUUCCCCCACCUUCUGUGCGUCCGUCGUCCGUACAGCAGUGCCACCUCCCCAGACCCUCUAAAGGGUGGCAUCCUUCAGUACCUCUGUAACUGGUUCUAUGACAUCGAAUACCUCGUCGGCUGGAGCACAAAGCUUCGCUACAGAAACCUGCGAAGGAAGAACGCGUACUACGGUCACACCAAGGAGAUCUACGGAGACAAUGUUGCAGCAGCCUACUUUGUCCUGUCCAACAGGGGAAGAGUGAGGUUUCAAGGCCAGGAGACCUGGUUCUGUGCGGACCGGCGGGGGAAGUACAGCUCUGAUUUCCUACAGCUCCGGGACGUGCCCGUGGUGGCCAUCGACCUCUCUGGCUCUGUGUUGAGCUACGACGGGCUGGAUAACCUAGUGAAGCUGACGGCGCUGAGGUCCCUGGACCUGAGCCGCUGUCCCCACGUUGACGACUGGACCCUAAGCCGGCUGCAUGUCUUCAAGGACAGCCUGGAGGAGCUCUCGCUGGCUGGGUGCCCCCAGGUCACGGAUCGGGGGCUGGCUUGCCUCCACCAGCUCGAGCAUCUGCGGCGCCUCGACCUCUCGCACCUGCCCUCGGUACCCACCCCGGGGCUGAUCCAGAUCUUGGUGGAGGAGAUGCUGCCCCAGUGCGAGGUGGUGGGGCUGGCCCCGGAUUCUGGCGCCCAGAUGAGCAGGGACGGAAGGGAGGAGCCCGGCGUCCCCAGCGGAGCCAGGAGAGCUGGUGAAAUCCCUGCCUGACACCUGGCUCCUCUGCCCCCAGCUUUUCCUGACACUGAUGGAAGAGGGCGGGAAGCUGCGCUCCCUUCAGCAUCCUCCGAUCACGAACAGCGAAGGACAUCAGCGUGGCGGUACAUUUGUGGGUGUGGCUGGGCUGUCCUGGGCGAUCCGUGCCCCCCGGCUUUGGUCUCACGGAGGACGGGGCUCGCAAUCGGCUGAACCAUGCUGUGAGCAUUAAAGGCCUCUCCCUGUG